AUGGAAGUACCAGUUGUUGCUCAAAUUGGUCAUAAAUGGUGCUGUUGUGGUCGUGCAGGUGAUGUUGAUCCUAUUGAUGUUAGAGAUAUGCCUUCUGGCUGGCUAGAUGAUGACUUCGCUAUAUAUAACUUAAUGAGAAAUUGGAUUCGCGACGUAAUAAUGGGAGACCCAUAUAGGCUUAAGGUUGUUAUUAUAGAGAAUAUUCUGCUGGAUUUACCAAGGAAGCGUAGAUUAUGCCAGGUGUUGCUAAAUAGGUUAAAGGUCAAUAGUGUUGUAUUUUUACCCGACGUGCUUAUGAGUUGUGUGGCAAGUGGUGUUUCCAAUGCCCUAGUCGUGGAUAUUGGAUGGGAGAAUACUUUAGUAGCACCUGUCAUAGAUUUAAGGAUAUUAGAAAAUUAUAUGGGCAUUAGUACAGUCGCUUCGAGGCACCUGGCGGAUGAGCUAUGUGCAAAAUUUGGUGUCUUAGACGGAGAACAGACUUUAAAGCAACUCAGGAUUGAGUCAGAUAUCGAAUUGAACGAUAUGAGAAUUGAUUGGAUAAAGAUUCAAGAGUUGUUAGACAAUGCUUGUGGAAUAGAGGUUCAAAAUGGGGAAUACGAUAUCGACGAUCAUGCAAUAUUACCAUUAGUUGAUAAAGUAGUUAAGAAAUUACCAGUAGAUGUGAAGGCUGAAGUACUGAAAAAUAUUGUUAUAAUAGGUGGCAUAUCAAAUGCGGAUGGCUUUAAGCAGCGACUCAUUACGAGUCUGAAAAAGGAGUAUCCCAAUGCUAGAGCUCUUCAGACUCUUAGUACAUGGCAAGGUGGAAGUAUUUACACUUUCCAUGCUCUAAUGCAACAGGAUCUAGACUUAAUGGAAGUCAAAAAAGACUUGUUCGAGAAGAAUGGGAUAGUGCCAGACUGGCACCUGCAAAAAUUUAUGUGA
Eremothecium sinecaudum is the source of this 921-nucleotide messenger RNA. RefSeq names its product Arp10p (gene ARP10). Gene Ontology annotation, biological process: microtubule-based movement. Bases 1 to 921 code for a protein of 306 amino acids. Lineage: Eukaryota; Fungi; Ascomycota; Saccharomycetes; Saccharomycetales; Saccharomycetaceae. The record is from RefSeq and is a predicted model, not a curated record. The transcript has a single exon.